This is a messenger RNA of Stegodyphus dumicola, 592 nucleotides long. RefSeq lists its product as uncharacterized. The record is from RefSeq and is a predicted model, not a curated record. Lineage: Eukaryota; Metazoa; Arthropoda; Arachnida; Araneae; Eresidae.
AGAUGGCAAAGAGAUGUGAGAUUUGCAGACAACCACUUACAUAUGAAGACGAAAAAGAAGCAAAGAAAGAAGACGGUUCUGAAAGGGAAGUUCAUGCAAUUCCAAAUACCACCCAUGACAAGAAAGAGAAGGAAGAGGAAUGUUAUGCCAAGACAGCUAUAAAACCUUGGCCUAUGCCUUGUACUGAUGGAACCAAAGUAAUCGCCUUGCCACCCAGAAAUUCUCUACGGAAGACAGUCCAAGUACUUCCACCAGUAACCAAGAUAAAAGAAGACUCUGUAAAUCCAUACAUUCUGGAGAAAAAACAACCCGUUUUAUUACUGAGUAAUUACGGAUUUCCACCGUAUAAGAUAGUCAACAGACCUCACACAACAAAACUUGUCAUGACCCAAGACAAGCAAGGAAAUCCUUUCAGGUUAACACCUGGUCCUCGAUAUAAUCCUUUCAGCUAACUCUUGCCCAAACAGGCUAAGAAUUUUAAUAGAAAAAGGUAUUUGUAAAAUAAAAGCUUACCUAAUAUAUAAAUACAGAUAGAUUCUGAUGUCAUAAUUGAAGUGUGUAGCAAGGUUAAAAAUGCAUUGCCAAUAUUCUA